UUACCAGCUGAUGAAAGCAACAGCGAUGCUUUUGUCUGCAUUCAAGCUGGAGCAUAUCUUAGGAAGAUCUCAAUGAUCCUGCUGCUUUGUUUUCUUUUCCAUGUUAUUUCUCCCUCUUUUUAUUAUUUUGAAUUGAUCUUCUAGUUUAUUUUAUUUAUUAUGUUUACAAAAGUGAAGUGGAGAUGAGACCUCUCAUUGAAAUAAUGCCUGGUUGAUUAGUAGUUAUAAUUUUUAAUAUGUUUGUAUUGGUCACAUUUUUUUCAAUCUGAUGUUCAGUCAAAUGCAACUUGUAUCGUCAAAUUCAAAGGAAUUCAUCCCUCGUGUAAAAUAAAAUAAUGGCUAGCAGUUUAUCAAUGGUGCGAGCUGCUGCUAUUGUUUGUUUCUUACUAUUCAUAAUUUCUUUGUUAAUAAUUGGUUACCUUUGCCCUGAUAAUGUUUGUUCUCUCACCAACUGGUCUUUCUCCGAGUCAAGAUACAAAUUAUGGACUAGGUAUAGUUUAAGGCACAUACCAAAUCACAUUGGUAAAUCUCUGAUGUACAUGGAGUCCAAAGGAAAUGAAUUUGAGUCUAUCGAGUCAAUAAGAUCUAUGCGAACCACACAUAGAAUAGUGAAUCCAAGUAAAAAGCUUAAUACCAUGUCUUUCGACCAAAUUGUUAAAGAUCCUAACUUUAUGUUUGAUAUAAAAGGUGAUGAUGUUAUGGUGUUUCUUCAUAUGCAAAAGACAGGUGGUACUAGUUUUGGUCGCCAUUUGGUUCGUGAUCUUGAUCUUGAAGCUCCUUGUCAAUGUAAAAAAGGAAAGAAAAUUUGUAAAUGUAUUCGCCCAAAUUCAUCAUCGAGAUUAUGGCUUUUCUCAAGAUAUACGACUGGAUGGAAGUGUGGUUUGCAUGCUGAUUGGACUGAACUGGUCAAUUGUGUUGAUAGUGUUAUGAACCAAAGUGAACGCACUAAAGUCUCAGAUCGGCAUUAUUUUUUUAUCACUCUUCUUCGUGAACCAGUUUCAAGAUUUCUGAGUGAAUUUAGACACAUCCAGAGAGGUGCAACUUGGAAAAAUAGUCUACAUCUUUGUGGAGGUCGACCACCAGCACCAGAGGAAAUUCAACCUUGCUAUACUGGCGAUGAUUGGAGUAAUGUGUCACUACAAGAAUUUAUUUCCUGUCCAUAUAAUUUAGCAAUAAAUCGGCAAACUCGAAUGCUGGCAGAUUUAACUUUAGUUGGAUGUUACAAUCAUUCAAUCAUGUCGGAACAUCAACGUAAUACCAUUUUACUUGCUAGUGCUAAGGAAAAUUUAAAAAGGAUGGCUUUCUUUGGCCUUUGUGAGCAACAAAAAGUGUCUCAAUAUUUAUUUGAGUCAACCUUCAAAUUAUAUUUUCUUCAACCCUUCAUUCAACUUAAUGAAACUCAUUCUUCUUUGGCUCAAGACGAAUUGGAUAAAUCCAUGUUGGAUAAAAUUAAAUGGUUAAAUCACUUGGACAUUGAAUUGUAUCAAUACGCUCAAAAACUUUUAAAUGAAAGGUUGAACUUAAUGAAAGCAGCUGACCCUAACUUCAAUUACAACUUCAACCAUCUCGGUCUAUCCAAAAAAUCAGAGGCUAUGGUUAAUCGAAGUCAAUUUAUUUCAGAUGAUCCAGACGAAUUAUCGCCAGAAAUGAGAUUGAUCCGAAAAGUGGAACAGCUCAAGAAAAAGCGAUUAAGUGACAAAAAAGCUCAACAAACACUCUUAAUGCAACAUUCGCCGUAAAGACUCAAACAAACAUCACAAUGCAACAAACAAAUCUUAACUUGUGUUAAUGGAUGAUUUUCAAUCAAAUCCGAAAUUUGUUUUAUUAUGAUAAUCAAGUUUACGAUAAAUUUGAAAUCACCAAACACUUAUUUUUCUGUAAUGGACCCCAACUAGUUCGUAUUGUUACAGCUAUGGUUAUGGUUAGCUGUCUGUAUUAUAGCAUUUAAAUCUGAACGAUUCUUUCAAUUUCAUUUGUGAGUUAAUGGUUAGCUACUUAUUAAUUUUUGGCUUUUCCUUAAUUCAUCCGAAUAUUUGGAGAUCUCACCAUUAACACAAGCUGGGUUGUUAUCAUGCUUCAUCUUAAAUCGUCUUGUAUAUGAUAUCAAUAUAACUGCACAUUUCUAUUUUACAUUGUAUCAAUAUCAAUCUAACCUGGACAGAUCUCAUUUUACGAUUUCCAAUUCAUGUGCUUCCAAUAAUUAGCCAUAAUGAAUUUUUCUAUUGCAAAUCUUUACCAGAGAAGAAAUUAAACUCAAAAUUGAGAGUUCUGCUAAUCAGCCAAUGGAGUUGUGACUCUAGUGCCAUUCAUGUGAUCAAAGUGUUCUUCAGAAAAAAAACUGUUUCUUCUCUUCAUUUACCAUCAUCUUUCAACAUUAUUCAAUUAAUUUUCUUGUCAUCAUUUCUUUACCAACUUCAAAUCAAUUGAUCUCAUAUUAUUGUAUUGAUUGGAAAUUUAAAUCAUCAAUUUGAACCAUUUUUUGACCAUUUUUGAGAUCGUUUCAAUUUUAAUCCCAAUCGAUAUUUGUUUCAAUUAAUUAUGCAUCAAUGUUUGGUCAAAUGGUUACAAAGUGUUUGUGUAAUUUGACUCACGAAGAUGAAUAAAAAAGUCAAUGUUAAA
Tetranychus urticae (two-spotted spider mite) is the source of this 2619-nucleotide messenger RNA. RefSeq names its product heparan sulfate 6-O-sulfotransferase (gene Hs6st). Lineage: Eukaryota; Metazoa; Arthropoda; Arachnida; Trombidiformes; Tetranychidae. Gene Ontology annotation, cellular component: membrane. Gene Ontology annotation, molecular function: heparan sulfate 6-sulfotransferase activity. The record is from RefSeq and is a predicted model, not a curated record.